ACAGGCGCAGUGAAGUGAUAAACAUGUUUGUAUUGUCAUCAGUAAUUCUGCUAACGGGAGCAGUUUAUGCAGAAGUGGAGAAUGCAAAUCCGCCGCAUUGCACUAAUGUGACCAAAGGUACUGACUACGUGUAUCAUUACCGCUUUGACUAUCCCGUGGCGUAUAUUCAUCCAGGCGUCAAAGAAGUGUAUCAACCUGGGCUAUACUGCACAAAUCCCCCAGCAGUGGCCGUGGCAUCCACUAUAGUGUGCGACUGGGCUGCUCCUCCGCAAGUACAGUUCACCCUGGGCGAUGAUUAUAUGCACGUGGUGCGCCAGGACCCGACGGGCCAGUUCGCGGGCAACGCCGUCAUCUGGACCUACCAGCUGUGCAGCCACAACCAUCUGCUACCUGAACCCUAUACCUCUAAGAAGCUGAAUAUUACGAGGGUUGACGGGCUUUAAUAAAUAAGAGGAGAAAAUGUUUCAAU
Molecule: messenger RNA, 469 nt
Organism: Cydia amplana
Lineage: Eukaryota; Metazoa; Arthropoda; Insecta; Lepidoptera; Tortricidae
Exons: 4
Coding region: 24-443 (139 amino acids)
Source: RefSeq, a predicted model, not a curated record